AUGGCGCCACAAACCGUCGAACCCUCGCUGCAAUUCCAUCAACGUUUAUUAACGAUCGGUCUAAUAACCGGUGUCUUAGGAGUCAAUCAAGGGCGUCUAGCAGUCGAGAAUUCAUUGGCAGCAAUUUUAGAGGACAAAAACCUAGAGCUAGAUCAAAUAAGUAUUGGCAAAUUAUUAGCUUGGGGUUUGCUUAAAAUGUCGCGGCAUGCUUGCAAAUGGAAAGAUCAAUUGAUCGACAAAUCACAAUUAUCAUCCAUUGCAGCCUUGAAACUUGAACACUUAUCCUUUUAUCUUGCCCUCAUUACUUAA
This is a messenger RNA of Trichoplax adhaerens, 309 nucleotides long. RefSeq lists its product as uncharacterized. The record is from RefSeq and is a predicted model, not a curated record. The coding region runs from base 1 to 309 and encodes 102 amino acids. The transcript is spliced from 2 exons. NCBI's taxonomy places the organism in Eukaryota, Metazoa, Placozoa, Uniplacotomia, Trichoplacea, Trichoplacidae.